Molecule: messenger RNA, 4814 nt
Organism: Drosophila ananassae
Lineage: Eukaryota; Metazoa; Arthropoda; Insecta; Diptera; Drosophilidae
Gene: tapas
Product: tudor domain-containing protein 7B
Exons: 8
Coding region: 339-4637 (1432 amino acids)
Biological process (GO): spermatogenesis
Source: RefSeq, a predicted model, not a curated record
AUGUGUAUUUCGACAACUCUAGGGCGCCAUUACUUUGAAGCUGUCAAAUUGCUUUCAAUUUUCUGAUAUUCGCCGCAUUUAAUGCGCAUUUUCUUAAUUCUCGUAAAGUAUUCCCAAAUGUUUAUUAGAUUUUCGCGUUUUCGUUUACUAAGUACAAAGUCUUUUUAAAUAUAAACAGAGGGAACUAUUGGCAUUAAAGGAAAGCGCGCACGCGUGGCUUCGUUGUCAGCGAAGCUCUAACGAAAAAAAUCUAUUUAUGCAGAAUUUAGUGCAUAUGUAUCUUCCAUAGAAUUUAUAUUUUACUUUUAUUUUGGGUUGAUCUAUUAUAACCUUUCGAAAUGGCCUCGAGCGAAAAGGAGGAGAUCCUAGCCAAUGUGGCCCGAGUGGUUCGGGCCCUUAUCACUUCCGCCAAGCCGCCGGUUGGCUUGCAUUCCGUUGUCAGGGACUACGCGGGCAUUGAGGGGGAGCCGAUGCCAUUUCGCCGGCUGGGCUACAUGUCCGUGGUGGACAUGCUCAAGGACACCGAUGAGUUCAACUUUGCGAAAUCCGGAAACGACAUAAUCAUCAGCGCCAAGUAUAGCGCGAAAACGGCACACAUUGCAUCAUUGGUCAGAGGGCAAAAAAAGGGCAAGUCCAGGGUGAUAUCCAAGCCACCUAACCAAAUCGCGAGGCCCAAGCACUGCUUCAACAACAGGGGCUCGUCUUCAAGUUACGGUCACAGUAACCAGCACUCGUAUGUGUCUCGUUCACAACCCUCCCUGGCAUCGCUGGUGAAUCGUCCCUCUCCCGUGCAGCAUCCGCUCUUGCAUCGCCCGCCACCCGUACAGCAUCCAAUUGUGAAUCGCCCUCCGCCUGUACAGCAUCCGAUUGUGAGUGAGUCCUCACCACCACCGCCGCCUCCGCUUCUGAAUCGACCGGCAUCCGUACAGGCUCAGCUUCAACAGGAUCGGCGACCCCUACUUGCAACCCCGACCCAGGCUCCACCGCUAGACGCUGAGGUGCAACGAGUGCAGCAGGAGUUGUGCCGCGUGCGAAAGCAACAGGAGGAGCAACAGCGGGCUCAACUGCGCUUCGAGGAGAAGGGUCUGCGCCAGGAGCGCAAUCUUCAGCAGCUGCACGACAAUCUGUUGCAACAGCAAGCCAACGUGUUGCAACGCUUCGACCAGGAGCUGCACCAGAAGCUGGAAAAAGAUCUGCAGGCAAGGAUCGAGAAGGAGCUGCAGGCGCACUUGGACAAGAAGUUGCAGGCGUUUAGAGAGCAGCAGGAGCGCUGUGUCAGGGAGCAAGCGUUGGCUUUGGAGAAACUGCGGAGAGACCGCCAGGAACAGGAGCGCCGCGAGACAGAAAAGCGGGAAAAGGAGCUGCUGGAACGGGAAAAGCAGCUGAAGGAAAAGGAAAGGAGGGAUAGGGAACUCCGAGAGCUGGAAAGAAAGGAAAGAGAAAGAAGGGAAAGAGAGCGCCUGGAACUAGAAAAAAGGGAAAAGGAGCGCCAACAGGAAAGGAGGGAUAAGGAACGCCUCGAACAGGAGAAACGGGAAAAGGAGCGCCUAGAACAGGAAGAAAGGGAAAAGGAGCGCAAAGAACGGGAAAGGAAGGACACGGACUGGAAGGACUUGCAACGAGAGCUAGACGUUCGUCAGUAUCAACAAAAUAGAAAGCCGGAAACCAUGCGUUCGGCCAAGAUAGACCAGGAGAAGAUCCUGAUAACCAUUCCCAAUGGCAAGAAUGGUCCGGGCAAUGGUCAGAGCAAGCCGCCGCUGCGUCCGAUUCUGGGUAACAGUGCUCCGCGUAACAACAAUCCCACUACGGUGAUGUCUACUUCCUACAAGCGGCCGAUGCAUCCCCGGAUUCAAUUCCCUUCCCAGGUGCGUUCGCCCGGCAUCUCAGUGAAUCACCGACUGAAGCAGAAGCCUCCAUCUGAAGAGCCCAUUAACAGUUCCAAGUCCUUGCCGAUGACUCCACCCACUUCACCGGAGUCCUCCAAGCUAACUCCCAAUACGACGCCCAAAGUGGACGUGCUACGGGUGCAGGGAUCUCAGUCGGCCAAGGACGAUGGUGCGGAUAAGCAAAUAUCGAUAAACGCCUUCCUGUCGGAGGCUGAAUUCGAUCCUGUGGUGUUGCUGAAACAGUAUUGCGUGGCCAAUCACUUCGAUGAGCCCAUAUACAACGUCUUUAACACGCCGCCCAAGCUACACUGCUCGGUGCGGAUCGAGGGCCAGGUGUACAGCAGCUAUCCGGAGGAGUUCCCCACUGCGAAACAGGCCCAUCAGCGCACCGCCCACAUCGCCAUCGAGCGCAUCAAGCACGCCGAGGCACGCAAAAAGCUGGCCACCUGCAACCUCACCGACGAAGACUUCAUCGACAGCUUGUACCAGGAGCUGCAGAAGUUCCCCCACGGUAUCUUGGGCCACAAGAUGGAGAUUUGGUACAGCGAGACCUUCCGCCGCCACCUGCCCAGCCACUGGUACGACCUGAUCGUCGAGUCGAAGAAGAUCCGUGUGGAGCACGGCAUCAAUCCCCGGACUAUAAUUUUUGCCAACGAACCCGGCUCCCCGGAGCCGAUCCGCAUUGCACCGCCAACCGUAAUGCCGGAGCUGCAGUUGCCCUGGCAGCCGAACGACAGUGGAUCCAAUGACUGGAACAUGUACAUAAGCCAUUGCGAUUCCACCAAGCAGGUGUGGGCGCGUCUCAUCGAUGAUAUCGCCAGUUUCGACGAGCUAACCACUCACAUGGGCCGGCACAUGGCAGUCCCGCUUUUCAGACAGCAAGUGGAGACCCCCGAGGAAGAGGAACUCUACUUGGUGGAGAUCCGCGAAGGAUGGAAUCGCGUCCGAGUCGUUUCCGUGGAUAAGGAGCAGCGUUCCUGCCGUUGCCACUUUGUGGACUUUGGGGACAUGUCCCAGUUCCAGUUCAACGAGCUCUACAAGUGCCCACCUCAGUUCUUGGUGCUGCCUGCCCAAGCCAUCUGUCUGAGCAUGUAUGCCCUGGACAAGUUCGAGGACCAUCCCCACGCCCUUGCGGUGCUAAUGGCCGAACUGGAUGGUCAGACGGUGGUGGCUCGUGUCCUGACCUCUCCGAAGCAGUUCAAGGAACUGGGUGGCGCUGCCCAGGGGAUAGUCCAGAAGAACAAGCGCAGGGCAUGCCUGGUGGCCACGCUGUACGACACCUCCACAGCCGAAGAUAUUCAUCUGAACGACCUGGUGGCUGCCAGGAUAACGAAGAGCACGCCGGCACCCUCUCUGAACGACGAAAAGAUGGUCGUUAAGACCUCCCCGGUCCUGGUGUCGCACAUUACCGAUGACGGGGACUUGAUGGUCUUGCUCCGCAACGAUGACCUUAAGUUCGUGGAGCGCAGCAUUGCCACCACAGUGGCCGAUCUAGGCGAAAAGGACAGGGUGCGCUACUCGGAUCUGCUGCACGACCGCCACGUCUUUGUGUGCGAUGAGUCCGGGGAUGGAACCAAGCAGUGGUACCGUGGCCGACUGGUGUCCAAGCCCACAAAUCCGGAGGAGGAGACCUUCGACGUGUUCUACGUGGACGACGGCCGGCAGCGUAAGACGCACAUCUCCAACAUCUACCGCUUGGAAGCCAACAACCGUGCCCUAGCCACCUACCCGCCACAAGCGCUGCUGGUGGGACUUCACGACGUUCCCGAUAUUGCGGGUCAGAUGCUUCUGCGUCUCCGUGGACUAUUGCCGCCUCGCUGCGAAGCACUGCUGAAAGUUGUGGUCAAGGAUGGUGCCAAACCGCUGGUCAAUUUGUUCAUCCGCGGAAACGAUCCAGAAUCGAUGUACAUGUGCGUGAACAUCGGGCUGCGCCUGGAGUUCGAGAUGCAGAGCUCCACGCGACCAGAUAUCUCCGACGAUCUGCACAUGAGUGCGAACUACCUUCUGCCGAGACGCAACAGCCUAAGCUCCGUGGUGUCUAGUCAGAGUAGCGGCAGUGACCUGGUUGCCAUUACUCCGCCGGUGACUCCACAAAGAGCCUCAACCCGUGGAGCUGCCACCACCUUCUCGACUGGUUUGCUCAAAGACUACGAAGCGAUCCCUGCAAUUGGGGCAUUUUUUGAAGUGCGCGUUGCGCUCUCCAUUAAUCCAGGCCACUUUGCGGUUCAACCUUACAAAUGCUACAAUCAGCUGCAGUGUUUAAUGAAGGAUCUGCAAGUACACUGCAAAGGAUCAAUGGCCAAGGGGGUGGAGCCCUCUCAGUUGGCCAUUGGCGAGGCCUAUGCUGCCCCGGACACCGGAGGCGUCUACCAUCGAGUAAAUAUUCGGAAGAUUUAUGAUGAGAUCAUACACGUUCGGUUCGUGGAUGUCGGUGAUGAUGGUGUUGUGGCCUGUGAGCAACUAAAGACACUGCCGCCGGAGCUAACCAAACUGCCCAAGAUGGGGCUGCCGGCUCAACUUUAUGGCAUCAAACUGGAAGAUGUUGUGUGGACCCAGGAUAACUGUGUCCGCUUCCGGAAGCUGACUCUUGGUCAAAAAUUUAUUGGAAUUGUGCGAGGCUCGCAAAAGCAGAAGGACGGGUCACGUUCCCUUUCGCUGGAACUGGUCGACACCUCCACACCGCAGGAUAUUAAGCUGCACGAGAUUCUCAUAAACGAGAAGCACGCCCAGCCAGAAACGAAGGAAGUCUGAAUUGGAAUUCAAAGACGAGAAACGAGUUCAUUUUGUUCAUGUUUAUGUUUGCCUACUUUAAGCCUUAGUCCUAAGUACAUAUAAAUUAUUAUGACGAUACAUUCCGCUAGAUGGAACGAUUACCCUGCACUGCAAAGCGCAACAAUAAACAAUAAAUUAUGGACUGUGCUAUCGAGA